UUUACACUUUUUCAUCGUUGACUCGGAUGAAUGAGAACAUUUAACCCGGAUCGUCACUCGGCUCUGAGCUCCGUAACGAAACGAAAUCCGCCAUGGAAGCUCCAUCCUCAUCACCAUCGCCACCGCCAUCGGGUAAUGUUGUAGUGGAAGAAUGGAAUGGCUCGGCUUCCCCCAAGCUCUCUAAAAACGCCACCCUUAUUACUGCUUCCCCUUCCAUCUCCAUCCUAAGAUCUGCUAACUAUUUCCACCAUAUUUGGUGGCGAAUUCUCGAAGCCUUUGUACCCGAGGGUUUUCCGAGCAGUGUGACACCGGAUUAUGUCCCUUUUCAAGUCUGGGAUUCUCUUCAGGGCCUUUCAACUUACAUAAGGACGAUGCUUUCUACACAAGCUCUACUAAGCGCUUUUGGGGUCGGCGAGAAAUCAGCCACUGUCAUUGGUGCUACUUUCCAGUGGUUUUUGAGAGACUUAACUGGAAUGCUUGGAGGUAUUUUGUUCACAUUCUAUCAGGGUUCUAAUCUGGAUAGCAAUGCCAAAAUGUGGCGUUUAGUUGCAGAUCUUAUGAAUGAUCUGGGAAUGUUGAUGGACCUGAUUUCACCUCUAUUUCCUUCCGCGUUUGUGUUCGUAGUUUGCUUAGGGAGCCUUUCAAGAUCAUUCACUGGUGUUGCAAGUGGAGCAACUAGAGCUGCUUUGACACAACAUUUUGCUCUUCAAAACAAUGCUGCGGAUAUAUCUGCCAAGGAAGGAAGUCAAGAGACAUUGGCAACAAUGUCUGGCAUGGCGGUGGGUAUGCUUCUUGCUCGGGUUACUAUGGGAAAUCCAUAUGCUAUUUGGUUUUCUUUUUUGGCUCUCACCAUGUUCCAUAUGUACGCGAACUACAAGGCUGUUCAGUGCCUUGCGCUGAAUUCACUGAACCCUCAAAGGAGCUCAAUUCUUUUGCAGCAUUUCAUGGAGACUGGCCAAGUUCUCUCCCCUGAACAGGUAUCUAAGAGGGAGCAUAUUUUACCCGUAUGGACAUCUUUACAGAGCUCAAAGAAUUCCAAACUAAUACAUACGCGAGUACGCUUAGGCGUGAGGGUCUCUUCACUUAGUCGCCUGGAACUGAAGGGCCUGUUGCAUUACGCAGGAUCUCAUUACAGAAAAGCAAAGUACUUACUAGUAGAAAGGAAUGGAAUUAUCAGUGUCAUUAUGCACAAGGAUUCUACUGCUGCAGACGUUUUGCAGUCAUUUGUCCAUGCUCACGUUAUGGAAACUCUCACGGAUAAGAACAAUUCUGUGCAUACCGAAAGCCAAUCAUGGAUGGAUGGAAAUUAUGAAGUUUUUCUUCAGAAGCUGAAGUUAUCAGGUUGGAAAACAGAACGUCUUUUGUCACCCUCAAUCAGUUGGAAAGCAAAUUGGAGCUAUGAGCCACUAGAUGAGAAGCUUGACUAGGGACUAUGCAGUGCAUUAUCAUACAUUUGAAUGUGGUGUAUAUAACGUACAAUGGAGAACACACGCACACGCACAAAAGGGAAAGUGAGGGAGGAGAUGAAGGAGAAGGGUCGAAGAGGGUGAAGACAAGAGGACCCACAAGAAAACUAAUGUUUGGACUUUUGAGAUUUAAGUGUUUAAGAUUUUUUUUCCUCUUUUUUUUUAUAAAAAAAAAUCAAGUCUAAGUUGUGUUAAGACCACUCUCUCUUCUUUGUUUUAGCAUAGUUUAAAAUUAUGUGUUAAAAAAAAAAAAAGGAGGUAGAACAUCUGUUUCUAGUUUCUA
Molecule: messenger RNA, 1749 nt
Organism: Morus notabilis
Lineage: Eukaryota; Viridiplantae; Streptophyta; Magnoliopsida; Rosales; Moraceae
Product: protein root UVB sensitive 3
Source: RefSeq, a predicted model, not a curated record